GGGGUCGUCGCCCGCGCGCGAGCGGCCAGCUGAUGGGGAUCAUUCACCUUGGAAAAUCAGCCAUCAGCCGGCCGACGGGGAUCUUUUUCUUUGAAAAUUGCCUCUCUCGAAAAUCUCCUCCCGGUCCUCUAAUAACAACCUAAUGCUCCUAAGAAAUGAGGCGAUGCUCUAGCUACCAAGCCUACGAACGCAAUUCAGAGAAAAAGGAGGUCAAGAGUGUCACCUAUGGCGAUUCCAAGAUCAGAGAAAAUGGUGAGGAUGCUGGCACUAGAGUGAUUCUCUCGGGAUGGCGACAGAGUUGAGUUCUUCCAUGGUCGCUAUGGAUGCUCCGAUGAGUUCCUCCCUGGGUGCCAUGGGCCCUCUUCUCCGGAAGCUCGACUCACUACUGGCACCCGAGUACUACCGUCUACCACAUCCACUGAAGGUCGGAAUCGAGCUCCUCAAGGAAGAUUUGCAAGAUAUAAACGCCGAUCUCGUGGAGCAGUCAAUGGCUGAUUUCCCCAACAAGAUGGCGAAAUACUGGAUGGAUGAGGUGCGUGAACUUUCCUAUGAAAUCGAGGAUUGCGUCGACAAUAUGAUGGCGAGGCAUAACGGCGCCGGUACCAAGGUCAGAUCUGUCCACGGCCACAGAGUUCGUCGUGUAAAGAUUGCUCCUCUUCCAAAGACGAUGAAGCCUUGCACAAGGAUUUCCAAGAUCGCCCGAUUUAGGACCCUAGUGCGCGAGGCGAGUCAAAGGCAUGAAAGGUAUCAACUCGAUGGUUGUAUCCCGAGUUCUAGCUAUGCCUUCACUCAUCAACCUUGGAUUUCAACGCCCUGCCAUGGAUUGGCUUCCAACUACCUCGUUGGUAUCGACGACUCCAAGAUGAAGCUUAUCCAAUUGCUCACCAAUGAAGCGGAGCACGAGCUCAAAGUGGUUCCAAUUGUAGGACCUGCAGGGGUUGGCAAGACCACACUUGCUAAAGAACUAUACCGUGAUCUUGGAAGACACUAUGAGUGCCGGGCUUUUGUGAGGGUGUCAAGGAAACCUGACAUGAUCAAGCUUUUUCUGGGCUUGCUCUCUCAAGUCGAGAGGCGCCAACGACAUUCUGAUGUCUGCACGGUGCAAGGCCUCAUUGACAUUCUCAGGGAGCAUCUCCAAGAUAAGAGGUAUAUUAUUGUCAUUGAUGAUUUAUGGGAAACAUCAACAUGGGAUAUUUUUAAUGGUGCUUUUCCAGAGAGCAAUAACUGCAGCAGAAUAGUUGCAACAGUAGAAAAUGUGGAUGUAGCUUUGGAAUGCUGUGGCAAUCAAUUGGAUAAUAUAUUAAAAAUGAGACCUCUUGGCAUCCAGGACUCUGGAAAAUUGUUAUUCAAUAGAGGUUCCUGGUCUGAACCAUGUCUCGAUGUAUUUAUGAUGGCCUUCUCUUGGGUUUUUGAAAUUUGUGGUGGUUUGCCACUAUCACUCAUCACUGUAGCCAGUGUAUUAUCACGACAACCAUACAACUCAGAACUGUUGUACCAAGUACAGAAAUAUUUAUGCGCCAUUUGGAAUGUAAAUCCUAGUUUGGAAUAUAUGCAGAAAGAAAUACUAAACCUUACUUUCAUUAGUCUUCCUCAUCACCUGAAGACCUGUCUUCUGUAUCUUAGCGUUUACCCUGAGGGAUACACAAUUUGGAAGGUUGAUUUGGUGAAGCAAUGGAUAGCUGAAGGUUUUAUUAGUGCCACAGAAGGAAAAGACGCAUAUGAAGUUGCAGAUAGCUCUUUUUAUGAGCUUUUCAACAUGGGGAUGAUCCAAACUAUGCAAAUUAACCACAAGGAUAAGGUAUUAUCUUGCACAGUACACCACACUGUGCUUGAUCUUAUUACUCAGAAGGCCAAAGAACAAAAUUUUGUCACUACAGUUACUUACUCUCAGACCAUUACAGCUACCAAGGCCUAUCGACUAUCGUUACACUUCCCCAAAUUCAAACUUGCAAAGGAACCAGCAGGUGCAUUGUCAAAUGUUCGAUCAGUCGCAUUCUUUGGACUUCUUAAGUGCAUGCCUUCUAUUGGGGAAUUUAAGCUUCUCCGAGUUGUAAACCUUGAAUUUCGGGGAAAUCACGAUGAGCACAUAAGUUUCAACCUCUCUAGAAUUUCCCAAUUGCUUCAGCUGAGAUAUUUUAAGAUCUCAAGUGAUAAUACUGUAGAAUUACCAGGUCAGAUGCAAGGGCUACAGUUCCUGGAGACGCUUGAGAUAAAUGCAAGGAUAUCUGCUGUACCAUUGGAUAUUGUUCAUCUCCCAAGCUUGUUGCAUCUACGUCUUCGAGAUGAGAAAAUUCUACCUGAUGGGAUAGGAUGCAUCACAUCUCUACGCACACUAGAGUAUUUUGACCUGAGCAGUAACUCUGAAGACAGUGUACGGAGCCUUGGCGAGCUGACGAACCUCCAGGUUCUGCAUCUUGUGUGUUCUUCAGCAUCAUCUGAUGAACAUCUGACAAGAAACCUGGUAGCUCUGGCCUAUUCUCUUGGGAAACUUGGUAAUCUGAAAUAUCUGGCACUGACUCCUGGGACUUUAAGCACAGCCGUAUUGGUGGAUGGCUCAGGCAUUGCCGUCUUUCCUCCUGCCUUUCUUCAGAGACUUGAGUUGUUGCCGCCCAUUUGCAUCUUCUCCAGACUUCCGGUGUGGAUUGGGCAUCUCCGCAAACUCUGUAAUUUGAAAGUUGUUGUUAGAGAAUUACUGACGAAGGACAUUGACAUGCUCACCGGAUUGCCUGCUCUCACUAUUCUCUCAUUAUAUGUCCGGAAACCCACUGCAGAAGUUAUUGUAUUUAACCGUGCGGCAUUCCAAGUUCUGGAGUGUUUCAAAUUCCGGUGUGGUGUACUACGCCUUGUCUUUCAGGAAGAAGCAUUACCUAAUCUUCAGAUACUGAAGAUAGGAUUCAAUGCCCACCGAGGAGAGCACUUUGGCCAUAUGCUUACUGGAGUUGAACACCUGUUAAGCCUGAAAGUGAUCGAUGCACGAAUUGGGGAAAGUGCUGGUGCACAGGAUUCAGACAAGAGGGCUGCAGAAUCUGCACUCAAAAACUCCAUUAGCAAGCAUCUAAUGUCUCCUAGCUUCAAUCUACAAAUGGUCGAUUAUGUUGAUGAAGAGAUUCCAGAACUUACGGAUCCACCAGCAAGCUCCUCACAGGCCUUCAUGCCAGAUAGUGAAGUUAGUACAUCCGGAUUAAUCAGCCCAAGAAAGCGUAAAGAGGAUACUGAAUACUGUCAAUACCCAGGAUGUGUGAAAACAGCAAGAGGGGUUUCUGCGCAUUGUAUAUCCCAUGGUGCUGCAGAGGGGUUUCCCAUGGUGUUGCAGACUGAUGAACAAAUUGGGGCAGACGCUGGUGCAGGGGAAUCAGACAGACGGGCUGCAGGAUCUGUGUUCAAGGACACCAUUAGCAAGGAUCCAAGGUCUCUUAGCUUCAACAUUGAAAUGGAUGAUUGUGCUGAGAAAGAGAUUCCCGAAAUAGGCUCCGCACUUAGCCUGAUGUCAAGUAGUGAUCUUUGUCGUACACAUGGUGGUGCAAAGAGGUGUACUGUCUCUGGUUGCAGCAAGAGUGCUCGUGGUGGGACUGAUUUUUGCGUUGCUCAUGGUGGUGAUCCCCGCUGCAGUCAUGAAGGUUGUUCACGUGCCGCCCGUGGAAGGUGGUCUGACCUAUGCGUCAGGCAUGGACGUGGACAUCAUCGUUGUCAGUUUGGGGAAUGCACAGGUAGUGCGGAGGGAAGCUCGAUAUUCUGCAAGGCACAUGCUGGUGGGAAGAAGUGUGCUGUUUCCGGUUGCACCGACAGUAGUGCUACUAGAGGGUGGACAGACUACUGCGCUGCCCAUGGAGGCGGCAGGGGUUGCAAGUUUAUGAACUGCACAAGGAAUGCUGCAGGGCGGACAGACUACUGUGCUACCCAUGGAGACCUCAAUAGUAGAUGCAAGUUUGCGAGCUGCAUGAGAAGUGCGGAUUGCGGCACUGAUUUCUGCGCGGAACAUGCUAAACCUAAGCGCUGCACAUGGGGCGUGCUGGCGGUCAUUACUGGUGGCGAGUAUCAUCAGUGCGAUAGAUUAGUCGAGAGCGAGAAACAUCUCUGUGCAGCUCACGGUGCUGAAAUCCAAGGCCACUAUGGUUUUGGUGGUGGUGCAUCGGACCCUGUUUUAGGGCAUCAGUUUGCAUCAGAUGUCAGACCCGACGAGAUAGUAGACGCUGCCGAACCCAAGGGAGAUCAAGAAACCAAGACGACGAAGACGUUCAUCGAGGACGAAGCUUGUUGAAGGAGGAAACUUUUACACAUCAUCGUCCACCAGCGAUAAUGUGAACUUUUUUUUAUCCAUGGUGAAUUGGAGAUGGAGCGAUUCCCAUGCGGGGUCCAGGGAUCUACCUGCAAAGGUAAGCCAUGUUCGUGGAGCCAUGCGGGCUCGAGCUCUGGUCUUGGUGCGCUGCAUCUUCAA
Lolium rigidum is the source of this 4435-nucleotide messenger RNA. Its product is annotated as disease resistance protein RGA5-like. Gene Ontology annotation, molecular function: ADP binding. The coding region runs from base 287 to 4258 and encodes 1323 amino acids. The transcript has 5 exons. The record is from RefSeq and is a predicted model, not a curated record. Gene Ontology annotation, biological process: defense response to other organism. Lineage: Eukaryota; Viridiplantae; Streptophyta; Magnoliopsida; Poales; Poaceae.